CUGCUCGAUCGCUCGGCGUUCGAUGUGUUUUCCUUUUCCUGGGCAGGAUUCCUCCAGCAGCUAGACGGGAGCAGCGGAUCGCCGAUUGAUCAGCAUUAUUCAGCAGCAGUGCACACCGGCAGUGAGUUCCUGUCACCAUGGUAAGGCCGGACACCGCUCCUGGGGCCCACACCGGUCCUGAUACCCUGCCUUUAUAUCCGGCCCCUGGUACCCGGCUGGUUUAUAGUACUGGCCCUGCCCUGAGCGAACACCGAGCGGCCAGGCCUAGUGUAACGGCACAGCCUGCCUGUAGUAACUGGGGGAGCCAUGAUCAGUCUCACCCGGCCCUGCAUUAUUAUUAUUAUUAUAGUAACUGGGGCAGCCAUGAUCAGUCUCACCCGGCCCUGCAUUAUUAUUAUUAUUAUAGUAACUGGGGGAGCCAUGAUCAGUCUCACCCGGCCCUGCAUUAUUAUUAUUAUUAUUAUAGUAACUGGGGGAGCCAUGAUCAGUCUCACCCGGCCCUGCAUUAUUAUUAUUAUUAUUAUUGUAACUGGGAGUCAUUACCAGCCACCCCCCUGGGAGAUUGGGGGGGUCAUUAUUAUCAACCCCCCCUGGGAGACUAGGGGUCAUUACUAGCCACCCCCCCCCGGGAGACUGGUGGUCAUUACUAGCCACCCCCCUGCUUGGAGACCCAGGCUAGGUAACCAUAACUCACCACAUUUGUUCUCGCGGCUCCAUUGUCUCUGGCUGUCCAGUGUUUCUGACAGGGGUCUGUAUUCUUUCAGAAAUUAGCUGCUGCAGAACCUCUUGGUUUAUAGAGACCCUUUGUUGGGCUUUUAUUUUGCUUUUCAAGCAAGAAGUGCUUGCUGUCUAUUCCAUAGAGGUUCUGCAGCAGCUGUGCUCAGUGUUUAGUGCAGGGAUAGGCAACCUUCGGCACUCCAGAUGUUGUGGACUACAUCCCCCAUAAUCCUGGCAAAGCAUCAUGGGAGGUGUAGUCCAAAACACCUGGAAUGCCGAAGGUUGCCUAUGCCUGAGUGGCUGGAAGGUGAGUGACUUAAAGGACCACUCUAGGCACCCAGACCACUUCAGCUUAAUGAAGUGGUCUGGGUGCCAGGUCCAGCUAGGGUUAACCCAUUUUUUCAUAAACAUAGCAGUUUCAGAGAAACUGCUAUGUUUAUGAAUGGGUUAAGCCUUCCCCUGUUUCCUCUAGCGGCUGUCUCAUUGACAGCCGCUAGAGGCGCUUGUUUGCUUCUCACUGUGAUUUUCACUGUGAAAGCACGCCAGCGUCCAUAGGAAAGCAUUAUGAAUGCUUUCCUAUGUGACCGGCUGAAUGCGCGCGCAGCUCUCUUGGAGGAGGAGAGGAGGCAGAGAGCUCCCCGCCCAGCGCUGAAAAAAGGUAAGUUUUUACCCCUUUCCCCCUUCCAGAGCCGGGCGGGAGGGGGUCCCUGAGGGUGGGGGCACCCUCAGGGCACUAUAGUGCCAGGAAAAUGAGUGUUUUCCUGGCACUAUAGUGGUCCUUUAACCCUUGGAUUGACAGCGAUUGUUAGCCUGGUACAGACUUCAUAGCAAAGUUCACAGCAGUCGGAGUCCCAAGUGUUAGCUGUGUACAAGUUAAUUUCAUAUAUUAGAAUAAUUAAUAAAAAUGUUGUCUAAUUACAUUAUCCUUUAACCAGUUUGCAAAGUUGAUAUGAAGUAUGUAAUAAUCAUGGUGGGUUAAAACUAGGCUGUCUUUCUUAUUGCUAUUUAGGGUGAGAAUGGUUUGUGGCAUUAUAUGCUAGAAUAACUUAAAUAUACACGUGUUACUUUCCUGUGAACAUAAUUUCGUUAACCAUUGUCAUUAGUGUUCAUUAGAAACAAUAAGUUUUUUUUUUUUUUUGUUUUUUAAAUUGUUUUACGAAUAAUAUUUUAAAAUGUAAUGAACAUAGUAGAUACUGUUACAUUUCCUGCCUGUGCUGUGCUAGGCCCAGCCAUGUCAUCAUGAGUUGGUAACAGAAAGUGAAAGUAAACAACAUUCUUCUAGUAUUAGUAUGUUUAUUCUUUUUAGUCCUGCUUUAUUAUUAGCUUUUAUAUACCACCAACAUUUUCCCUAAUGCUUUACGUUGGUGGUGUUAUAUAACAAAAAAUAACUGACAGAUGAAAUAAUGUUGGCAGACACAAGAGGUUUAGAGAGCCCUGUUCAUUCAAGCUUACUGUGGCUUUUACAUUCUAUAAAUGUAUCAAUCAUCCAUUUAUUACUCUUCCACUUUGCUGUUCUAUAUGAGACCCUAAGAAUCUACACAUUUUGUACCUUUACAUGUAAUGUAUUACUGACGGGUGCAGUAGAACUGUAAGCUGAAUAUUUCAAGUGAGUAAUUUGGCAUAUACUGGGCAUUGUUAGAAUAUUAUUAUUUAUAAAGCGCCAACAAACUCCGCGGCGCUGUACAGUGGGAUAUGAGACUAGAAUAAAGGUACCGGAGUAACAACAGGCGAAACACCGAUGCUGUUGUGCUUAAAUGGGAUCAGGGAGGCUAUCUGUGUUUUUGUGGCUCAUUCCAGGUACUGGACAUUAGAAGGGCAGUUUGCAGCACGUUUAUGUUGCUGUGAAUCUCUAGAAAUAAUCUGCGAUUUUGAUGGCUUCAUUAAUUAUGAAUCAAACACAGAAUGAAUCACUUUGUUUGUUACUCCUGUUAGGAAAACUUUGAUCUACACACCGGCUGGACGUUCUGUUCUAUACUGGGCAUAACUGUGCCUGAGUGAAUUCUGAUGCUGUCUAGAUAUGAUAAAAUAAUUGCGCUGUCACUAUAUAUAGUAUAUGACAAUAGUCAUAGGGCCAUUGCAGUAAACCUCUUUAAUUAGCAGAAAUUACAAAUUGCUUGUGUACAAAGUAUAACCCGCCCUGUUCCACAGGGGAGCAGUGCAAAUAGAAAACGUUUGUUUACAUUGAUGUAUUUUUCACUCUUCUUCUGUUUCUCUAGUUUCGCAACCAGUAUGAUAAUGAUGUCACCGUAUGGAGCCCUCAGGUACGUGUAGUUCACUGCUUGUCAUUUAUACUUCUGCCAAAUGACUGGGACAGAUUAUUAACAUUAGACUCUGAUUAUGUAAAUAUAAGAAGUAAAAAUGAAAAAUUCUCAUCGAUACAUUGUAUUUAAAAAAAAUGUUUUUUUUUUUUUUUGUUUUUUUUUCUUCCCAAAGGUAAGUACAGUUAUAAUGGCUAAAAAACAAGGCAUAUACAUGUUCAUUACAGUACAGUGGGUGUCAUACAUUGUGUAGUUCAUUCAUAACAUUUCGAAGUGACAUCCAUGUAUUUAGAAAAUUACUUUACAUAAAUCAAAGGAGUAAAAGGGGCAAACAUAAGGUCGAUGUAGGGCACAAGCCUUGUCACGUGGUUCUUAAUGAGCCCUUGCUAUAAGCUUUACGUUGCUUGGGUCUGAAUUUUGCUGGUGAUCUUGGGGGGUGGGGGGGGUUUCAUGACACUGAUAUGGUGUAUGUAUUGUCUGGGAUGUUGGUUCUUCUGAGUCGACUACCCUUAAGGAGGUGUCAGUAUCCUCUACAGCAAUUGGAACACCUGAUGCUGCUUGCUCCAACCAACAGUCCCAGGUGGUGUCAUCAACCAGCGUCUUUUAGAACGGCAAAGACUCCCAUUGGCUCAUCGAUCCAUUUUUAAAUGAUAUUUUCUGCACCACUUCUUGUUUCCUACAGUAUGGAUGUCUGGCUCCUAAUUCACUGAGUUCAAUUUGGCUGAGCCUGCAUGCUUUUUCUGUCUGGCUCACUCAUAAAAAAAUAAAAAGAAAAUCCCACGUUCCUCUUCAUCUACAUGUUUGCAAUGAUUUGGUUACACCAUCUUUAAAUGGAAACAUUAUAUUUAAAGGGGAUGCUCUCAUAUUCUAGAAACAUUAAGUGUUUGUAUGUGGCAGGCUAAAGAGCAGACUGCAUCUCCCAUUAGUCUUAGGCGGCCACUUGCUUUUACUUUCAUUUUAUUUUUUUUUAACUAGUAACGGUUUAUUGGAAUUGUAGCAGGCAGUGGUAUGUGAUUAGUCCUGAUGUUCAAAUAUAGUUAAAGGAACACAAAUGUGUAUUACUGACACCAUAGGUGUAAAACACCAGUUAGGUUUCUGUCUGUCCGUCCGUCCCCCCUCCCUUUCCUCCCUGUGAAAAAUACAUUUUACUUCCUUUUUUUUCAGUGCUGAGCAUGUCUCUUUGUGGCUGGCGCCACCCAUGCAUUGGGAGGCUAUUGCGCAUGUGCUGCAAAACGCUGCGCUGUGCCAAUACGCAUCUCUUCAUAGAGAUGCAUUGAAUCAAUACAUCUCUGAGGAAUGCCCGGUUUACUGAUUCACUCCUAGUUAAAGGGACACUAUAUAUUCACAAGAACAACUAUAGAUUAAUGUAGUUGUUCUGGUGUCUAUUGCCUGUCCCUGCAGGUGUUUUUAACUAUGUUUACAUCGCUGCCUAGUAGCAUAUAUUUCUCGAAUUUCCUUCGGUUUGGAUUAUAGCUUUGUAAGAUGUGAUAGUCAUGAUUGCAAAGGUCAGAGAAUUUUGCAGCUGUUUUAAUAUUUCUCCUUCAUCUUUCCACCAGGGUCGAAUUCACCAGAUUGAAUAUGCCAUGGAAGCUGUAAAGCAGGGUUCUGCUACAGUGGGUCUAAAGUCUAAAACCCACGCUGUGCUUGUAGCGUUAAAGGUAAGUGUAAUUGCUUCCCAGAAUAUUCUUCAGGAGUGAAUGAAAGCUUAGUGAAUGAUUCAAUACCGAUGGCGUUAUUGGCAGUUAAAAUAUAGCUGGUUUGGGUGGAAGAGUGUAGCCUGGUUAUAACAAUAGUUGGUGAUUCUGUGAUUCCGUUUGCUCUCCGUCCCUUUGGUUUGUUUUAUGAUUUAAUGCGCAGAAAGAGUAAAAGAGGAUUUUAGCCAGAACUCCGUGCUGUACAUGUAAUCUAGUUCCAGCUUGUACUUUAUUUUGCAGAGAGCCCAGUCUGAGUUGGCUGCACAUCAGAAGAAGAUUCUAAAUGUAGACAAUCAUGUUGGCAUUUCCAUUGCUGGACUUACAGCAGAUGCUCGACUGCUAUGGUGAGAACAUUUCUCUUCUUGUAUGUUUAAUUUCCACCCUGCUCUUUUAUUAUCUAUUUGUGAAGGGUUGAUUAGGAUUCCCUGUUACCCUUUCAGCCUCUGAUCUACGUUUUGUUUUGCAGUAACUUCAUGCGCCAGGAGUGCCUAGAUUCCAGAUUUGUGUUUGAUCGUCCACUUCCUGUGUCUCGUCUCGUGUCUUUGGUUGGAAGCAGUAUCCUUAUCAUUGCUAAUUCUGAAGCUUAAGGCAUCAUCUACCAAGCUGUGCCAUUUUGUCAUAUGAUCUGAGGAUAUAAAAACACAGUCCGUACUUUACGUCUGUGGACUGUAUUAGUGCAUACAACAUUUACUUCUCGUGUUUUUGGUAAGAGUAUAUAUUUACUCUAAUGUUUAGCGACUGAUAUAUUGAUAAUCAGUUUUACUAUCUCUCUCCACUCCUGCUCCCACAAAUUAUUAGUGUUCUGGCCUAAUUAGAUUCCAAAUAAAUACCAACGUGAACUUAGAAGGUCCUUACACUGUCCAAAUACAAAAUAAAAAUCAUUGCAUGGUAAAUAUCCCACCAGUGAAAACAUGUAUUGAAUUUUAUAUAUUUUCAUUAACGUUUAUCUUAAAAACUGCUUGCAAUAGCUGCAGAUAUCUUGUCUGCAGCCUUUGCAAGCUCUCCCAUUUUAAUCCCGCCCAGACUUUCUGUGGCUGGCCAAUCACAGCUAUCCCGAUGCAGCUUAAUGAGCAGUCUUUGCAAGCCAGGUGCUCUGGGCAAUUGCAGUCUCUUGCGUUUAGCUCCACUGAGCUAAACAAACCAGUAAGUAACAGGACCUGUUAUCUGCUUGGAAGCCAAAGGGGUGUAACCAAGUUAAUUUAUAACAAUUUCCGUCUUUAAUUAUGACAAUUUCUUUAGAAAUCUUUACUUUUUAUAAAACUAGAAGAGGACACACUCCUCACACAUAAGAAAUUUCACUGGAUUAAAGUGCUUUAGGUGUUUGGAGUGUCACUUUAAUGCACGGGCAAGCUCUCCUUAACUGCACAUCAGAGCUUGCAAUGGACAGAUUUAAUGGCAGUGCAAGCUCUCAUUCCUAUAUAAAGAGAAAUUCCCUGUCAAACGUCUUUGUUUUUUCCCUUUCUGUUUCCUUUUUUGUAUUUUUUUUUUUUUUUAUCAUCCUUAGUCCUCUAAGAAUGCAAUGAAGGCUUCACUAUUAAUUCACCAUAAAUUAAAAUACAUUCAUGAGGCGUGCUCCAUCUCUGGCAUGUAGCUAAAAUCCUAACCUAUACAUGUUCCAUAGACUAAAUAUCCUUCCUGUCAUGUGCACCCCUGCCACUCAACAGGCAACAAUUGCCCAGAACGCUGCUUUGCAAAGACUUCUCCUUGAGGUGCAUUGGGAGGUCUGUGAUUGGAAGCAAGCCAAGUUAUCUCCAAACACAAAUUAAAUUGAUUAUUAUUUAGUUUUUUUUAGGAGUUGCUCAGUUUUCUUUGACAUUCAUACUAGACAUAAACCAGUUCAGACAAUGCACAACCAUGGCUCAAAUUGCAAAAGAAGAGGAGAAACCUGUAACAUUGUUUUAUUUCUCCUCUCUGGUCUCUCUGUGCCGAUUGCCAGGUGUAAUGGGCAGAGUUUAUAACAAUGAUUGACAGGCAACUAAGAUGGAGGCGCCCAGAUGCAGGAUAAAGAUCUGUGGAUUUAUACAUUUUAAAGGGAAACUAUAGUGCCAAGAAAACAAACUCAUUUUCCUGGCACUAUGGCUACCCCCUUUGUCAAGGCUCCAAUAAAGGAGGAGUUAACCCUAGCAGGUAAUUAUUGCAGUUUCUUAAACUGCAACAAUUAUCUGCUUAGGGUUAAGGAACCUGGGACAGUGUACCCAGAAGACCACUUCAAUGAGCUGAAGUAGUCUGGGUGCCUAUAGUGUUCCUUUAAUUUUAUUUUUCACACCUCACAAACAUAUACUUGUUAAAUACAGGAAUAAAUAAACAUAACAUAAAAAAUAUUAAAGGGACACUAUGGUCACCAUAAUUCCUACAGCUUAAUGCAGUGGUGCUGGUGUCUAUAGCCGGUCCCUGCAGAUUGAGAAUUGUAAACUCAAACUUUAAAGAAAAGCGACUGUUUUACAUUGAUGCUUAAUAACAUUUGUGGCUAGACCAGCACAGUGAGGAAGAAAAGGUAAGUUUAAAAUCUUAUUUCUCUCAACUCUGAGAGGUGCCGGGGACCCUAAAAACAUGUUUGUAUUCCUAACAGUAUAGUGUUCCUUUAACCUUGCCACAAAUCAAACCUGUGGCUUUUUGCAACUUUCUUACUUAUCCACUGCACUUUCUCCCCAGCGAGGUCCGUUUUAUUCAAAUAUGCUGAUUAAAGAUGUGUAUUGUACUCCCUUCAAUUGCUAAAUUGGAGGAGCUUAUGACAAUGGUUCACAGCACCUCUACAUAUUUCCUCAAAAUCUGGGCUCCUUGCUUGGAGCAAAGAUGAGUCGCCUAACCCUCACCAGCGAUUUUUAUUUUUCUAGUUUGUUAUUUAGCCCACAAACUUUGCAUGUGUGAAAUGCAUACAUAUGUAUCUUUUUCUGCUAAAAAUUAAUUAAAAAAAUAAAAAUCUUUCUCAUUAAAUAAAGACAGAUGUGGAUGAUCGGACUUGAAUCGAUUAUUUUUUUUAUGCAUGUUUUCCUUAAUGGUUUUAAGAAACACAAAUCCCAACUCAGCGUUAUGGGCGAAGACCGUAUGGAGUUGGACUUCUAAUCGCCGGUUUUGAUGUGAGUGUGUUUAGACCAUAUAAUGUAAAUUCCAUCUCUUUGGUCCACACAGGUCCUUCAUUCACCUCUCUUAAUCCCUCUUCUUUCUGUAGGAUAUGGGUCCUCACAUCUUCCAGACCUGUCCCUCCGCUAAUUAUUUUGAUUGUAAAGCAAUGUCGAUCGGGGCCAGGUCGCAGUCAGCUCGCACGUAUCUGGAGAGACACAUGUCGGAGUUUACGGACUGUGAGUGAAUUAAUUUAUAACACUGUCACUUUGUGUUAGAUUAUCUUUAUUUACUGCCAAGUUCAUGGAGUUUAUUGUGUCGAAACGUCUACUGAGAAAAUGUGAUCAAAAUUAAAUUAUAUCAAUCCAUUUUAUAAAAAAUUUUUUUUUUUUUAAAUCAUGUGUAAUGAUUUGACAAAUGUUCCCAACCAAAGAGUUUCUACCUGAUUUAGACAAAAUCAUGGUAGACCAUGCAUGCCUUGUAGGAUUGGUUUAAUUUGCAUUGCAUUAAGGGAAGAAAAGGAACCACAAUCAUCUCCUACUGUUUCCCCCUUGUUCUCACCCUGAGCAGUUGGAUUGUACAUAAUGUUGCUCCUCACAAAUCCCAUGGAUCCUGUGAGCAGACUUUCUGACGGUUAUUGCUCUGUUUCUACAGGUAAUCUGAAUGAACUGGUGAAACAUGGUCUACGUGCAUUAAGGGAAACCCUCCCCGCUGAGCAGGACCUGACCACCAAGGUAAUGUCUGGCUGCAGCAGGAGAGCUCUGCAGCUAUUGACCUGUCUGCUGGACUCGCUCAAAUGACCUUUGUGUGUUCAGAAAUUAUGUUUAUGAAAUUGUGAGUUUUAAAAUUUUGUUUUAAAGAAUGCCUCGCUUACUGCUUUAUUAAAGGGGCACUCUAGACAUUAUAACAGUUACAACUCAAACUCUAAACCAUUUUCAAACGGUUUGGCAAAAACUUGAGCUCUCCCUACGCUCACAUCCCUGUCCUUUUGCUGCGGAUAAUGUAACGUGAAAGUGAUCUUCUGCAUGGUCUCAGAUGAUAAGAUUGGCUGGGGGCAGCAUAUCAUUGACGCACACAGAUGAAUAAUGCAUAGGUUCACAUUAGUUAAGCCCCAGCAGAGGGGCUGGAUGAGGUAUCAGCAGAGUCCUGAUAUUUGUAAAACUUCACAGAAAAACAAGAUUUGAUCUGCAGACCCUGUGCCUUGUAAUCUCAGUUCUGAGCUGUAGUUCCUUCCUGUUCAGUAUUAUAUAUUGGACCAGAGUUGGACGUUCCAGAUAACCACAAUCUGUUAACAAUUUUUAUUUGUGCUUACAAAUAAAUAUAUUAUGCUAGCAGAAUUCAUGUAUUGCUUGUAAACGUGUUCUGUUGCUUGCUGGCGUUUAACACUUCGUGAAUUGAAAAAAGUAGUUUUAGUUUCAUUGAAAUCUAUCCUGACUCAUGAUGAGUUUUCAUUUUAUACUGCUCUCACCAGACAUUUAAAUGGUCGUUCUAAGUAACACAGCCACUACAUCUUUUCGUACAGUGUAAAACCUCUUCAGCAUGCUAACAAUGCUCAGCAUUGGAUUGGUGGAUCAUGGCAAUUACUGUUUAUUCACUGUAUUCCCACAGUGCUUUACUAUGAGAAACCUUGGAUUGCACAGAGUUCAUCAAUGUUGAUCAUCUUGCAGUAGCAGGAUUGGGCUGCAGUGACAAGAUUUUUAUAAAACACAGGGAGCCAUAAAUCUAAAGCUGCUAAAGAACACAUUUGAUUUAAAAUAAUAAUUUUUUUUAAGUUAGUGUAAUCUUGAUAUAUUCUAAAAUUCUUCAGCUAAACUUUAUUUUUUUUUAUUUUUUAAAACAUUGCUUAACUUUGAUGGAACUCAUGGAGCUGCCCCGUGUUUUAAAUCUAUUUCCAUCAUCGGAUUGUUUUUCUUUUUAUUUAGUGUUUCCUUUUCAUCCUGUUGAGAUGUGUAAUUGCAAGUAAGUAGCAAGUGCAUCUUGAGUGCAUCUCAAAACCCACUCAUUUAUUUGCAGAAGGAAGCUAGUGAACAAUUUCAGUCCUUUCCAAGCAAAAGUGUGUUUUGGCAGUCUGCCUUAAAUUUGUUCAAACACAGGAAGUUCCAGCAAAAUGGAUAUUAGCUAAGAUUUUGGAGGAGACUGCGAUAAACAGGUGCAGAGGAAAUGGUUUAUAAAUGUUGUUGUUUAACGCCCACCCUCCUCUCCUCCUUGUUCUGCAGAAUGUUUCCAUUGGUAUUGUUGGAAAAGAAUUGGAGUUCAUGAUCUAUGAUGAUGAUGAAGUUGCGCCUUUCCUAGAAGGUUUGGAGGAACGACCACAAAGAAAGGUAUACGCUAGGAUAGUGUCCUGUGAGGCUGUUUAUUGAAGUGAACGUUAUAAGGGUCUGUUACCAUUUGCCACUUGAACUGUAGCACAACCAAUACAAUCUGUACAUCGUGCUGACAGUUGUGUGGACAGGAAAAAGACUGGGAGGAAGGGAAAGCGGGUCCUAUUUAUUUAUUCUCUAUUACCUGUCCAAUUUGUGUUAAGGGUGGGGUUAUAUCCAUAGUGAUGCUGCCAUGGAUAUGGGUGGUAAAACAAUCAGGAGAAAAGUCUAAUUAAAUUGGACUUUUGGCUCUGAUGUAUAAUGUUACCAGAUGGAAAUUAGUUUUUUUUUUUUUUUUUGUUCACCAUUGCAAUGUUCUUCUUUCUGUUCUCUUCCAGUCUGCUCCCCCAGCGGAGGAUCCUGUGGACAAGCCAGAAGAGCCAAUGGAGCACUAAUGGUGCAACCUGACUGCACGGGGGGUGAUAUCUGCAGCCCGCACCUCCAGUCUCCAAAGAAAAUCAUAUGUAAAUCUGAUCUUAAGUACACAUUCUGUAAUCAUUCAGAAAAACAUCCAUUGCCCAAAUGGUGCGGAAAAGUGUCUGUUUUGUAUGAUGCCAUAUGCCUUUGUGGUUUGAAGGCAACUUUAAUAAACAUUUUUUUUUUUUUCGUUGAAAGUGUUUUUUCUUUUUCUAUUGCCAAGCCACUUUAAAUGGUUACAGUUCAUGUAAAACAAAAUGAGCAUUAGCC
Molecule: messenger RNA, 10776 nt
Organism: Pelobates cultripes (western spadefoot toad)
Lineage: Eukaryota; Metazoa; Chordata; Amphibia; Anura; Pelobatidae
Source: the annotation of a GenBank genome assembly